AUGGUCCGAAUGGCCGAGCGGAUCACCGAGAACUUCAUUCCCGAAGAGAAAGCUCGGAGUCGCGUCAGGACGCGAAUGAACUCGAGGGGAUCGCUGGGCACCACGGCGAGCCAGAAAAUCACGAUAAUUGAGACCGACAGCGGCGUCGUCGAGGUCGAAGCCAGCGAACACGGAUUUCUCGACGCAUUCCGCGAGGCCAACAUGGACGGCGUCAAUCAUCUGAAUGCGCACAAUCCGAUAACGAGAGGCCUCUGGCGCGCCAUCAUAAUGAUCUUCGUGGUGCUCGCGAUGAUCCAAUGCUAUUCGCAAAUCCGUCUCUACAUCAGCGAGCCGGUCGCCACCAACAUCGAGGCGCACUAUCCGCAGCGAAUCGCGUUUCCGACGGUCGCCAUCUGCAACAACAAUCAAUUCCGGUUGACCUAUCUCACCGGCGGCCGAAUCAUGAAUCGUCGCGCCAAGAACAUCGUCGGCUCGUUGUUGUCGAUCGGCCACGACACCGACUCGGUGUUCGACACCGUCCUCCGCAAAUCGUGGGAUAUGGACGCCGUCAAAUUUCUGCGUUCGGCCGCCCAUUGGAAAUCGCGAAUGAUUCUCGGUUGCACGUGGCCGAACGGAACGACGUGCAAACUCACCGACUUCAAAGCGGUCUGGACGACGACGGGCCUGUGUUGGGCCAUCAACACCGACGCCAGUCAUCCGUUUGAAGUGACCGGCUCCGGCGCCAAACACGGCCUUCGCCUAUUGCUCAACGUUGAGAGCUACGAGCGCGUCGAUGCGUGCACAAAGCAUUUCCGCACCCGAUCACUUCCAGGCCUCAAGAUUUUGAUCUACAACCAAACCGACGUGCCGGAGAGCAGUUUGAACGGCGUCAACGUGCCAACCGGCUACUCAAUGGACAUCCCGUUCAAAAUGCAGCACCGCUCAAAACUCUUCGGAACUCAAUGCAUCGAGGAGACGGACCAUCAUCGCGAGGCAUCGGCCGACUUCAACAAUCCCGAGAACAUUCGGACGUGCUCACUUCGAAAAUACAUGAACGAGGUCGAGGCUUCAUGUCAUUGCAGUAUGCGUCGUGCGUUCACACCAAACGUCACCGACGCGAAAAUGGCGCCGUGCAAUGUUGACCAAUAUUUUGGAUGUGCGCUGCCGGCGAUGAAUCGGGUUCGCGAGAGCGGCACCGCCAACACCUGUCUGCCGCCGUGCAAAACCAUCGACUACACCGCCUGGCAGGACAUGAAUCGUCUACCGCUGAACAUCAUGCCGGCGCUGAUUCAGGAGCAAGAGGAGGAGGACGAGGACGACGUCGAGCAGGAGGAGUUCGAGGAGAACCGCACAAUUCCGACGAAGGACGGCGGCGAGACGUUCAGCUGCGAGGAUAGCGCCUAUCUCGACGAGUCGCAAGUGACGCGAAUCAAACGCGAAGCGCAUCGAGCCUAUGAGAUGCAAGCGCGACAUCAGGAGGACAUCUUUCUCCGCUCGCGACGCCUCAUCACUCGAUUGCGAAGCGCGAUUCACACAAUCGACAAACACAAAUGGGGAUGGCAUGAGGACGCGUUCGUCGGCGUCUAUGAUCGCCUUUCAGAGAUCUCAUGUUUCGCCAACUUCAGCGGCCGCAACAGCGAUAUGAUAGAAGUGUUGACGUCUCGUCCAGCUAGCAGCGAGGAGCGCAAAACCGACCAAAUGUUCUAUAUUCUCGACGAGACGCAUUACCUACGGAACACCACCAAGUACAAAUCGAUCGGCGAUCUCAAAUCGAGGUAUGGCGAUCGUGUCGACGAGGUCGCCGAAGAGAUCUCGAUCAUUCUUCGAAUAAUGGAGAAGUUGUGGAACAUCUUUCUGCCGUCGUCCUAUCAGAAAUCGUUGAGCGGCAAUUUCGAGCGAAUGGAUCGCAUUCUCGAGCUCAUGGAUCAGUAUGAGCUCAACAAGCUUCAACGACGCGCGUGGGCCGAAAAAAUGCAAUCGCGACAAAUGCGCCAUUUUUUCGAGGAGGAGUUCUACGAGUCGUUCUAUCAGCCGCUGAUGCGCGAUCUCGACCAAACGCUCGUCAGACAAAUCGGCGAGAUUCUCGACGACUGGAAAAAGGUGGAGAUUUUUUUGAAGCGCGGCUCCGCCGCCCGAAUCGGCUCGAUCAUCUUCUUCGGCGACAACAAACCGCACAACAAUGAGAAGUUCGAGAAGCUUCUUGUCGAAAUGUACGAAUGCACGUCGAAUCAGAUUCACAAAGAGGCCGACAAGAUGUUGCACAACUUCAAACGAUCCUACCGCGAACUGCAAUCGGCAUAUGGGAAAUUGUUCAAGGAAGAGCUGCCGGAUUACUUGGAGAAUUUCGAGUUUGGCAACAAGUUUGUUAGCGACAACUUCGCCAUGGUCAACAUUUUCCUUCACAAAAUGAAUCUCGAGGUUUGGAGUCAGGAUCGCACCUACGGCUUCUGGAGUUUGGCGUGUGACAUCGGUGGAGCGCUCGGCCUAUUCCUCGGUGUCUCACUUCUAACAAUUAUCGAAAUUGUCUAUUUGUGCAUUCAGUACGGGUUCUGCGGUAAACGGGCACGCAAUUUCCAGUGCAUACCAUUAGAUACUUUGACAAGGGGUUUGAAGAGGGCGGCGACUUGCUGCGAUUGCUGCAAACAUCGUCAGGCGGCGAAACCGGCGAGAUUAUACCAGAAAAAGUCGCAAGGCUAUCAGCGGAGAUUUACUGAAGAUAGCGAAAAAUAUUGCCCACGUUCUCGAACAACCAGCGUCGAUAGGCGAAGUAAAACAUCUAUAUGGAAAGAUGAUUCGAAGGCUUCGUCAAUGACGCCAACGGAGUUCAACGAUUUCAUGGAACGGGUCCAACUCAACUCGCAGCCUCCGGACUACGAGCAAGCAGGUACGCGAUGCUUCAAAACAACAAUUUACCAGAAAAUCUAA
Molecule: messenger RNA, 2904 nt
Organism: Caenorhabditis bovis
Lineage: Eukaryota; Metazoa; Nematoda; Chromadorea; Rhabditida; Rhabditidae
Source: the annotation of a GenBank genome assembly